CCAGACUCUUCUCUCCCUACUCGUUUUAUAUAUCUUCUCUGCUUCCUUCAUCUUUAACGCUUCAACGCAAACAGAAAGCACUGAACUUUCGAACGUUGCAAUUCGUUUGCAAGAUCGUUUCAUCGCAAAAACAGAAACAGUAACAAUAAUGUCGUGUACGUUAGCGGUUUCUAACUCUCCCGUGUUUUCUCCGUCAUCGUCUCUGUUUGAACCGCUUGCUCUCCCGUUAGCCCACGUUAAGUUUUCGCCUUCGUCUGCGUUGUCUCCGACCCCUUCUUCUCCUUGUUCUCCUUUUCGGUUUCGUAUUCAGAAGCCACUCACUAGAACGACGUCGUCGGCUGCAGUUGCGGCUGAGGCGUCCACACAGACGAUACUGAAAAGAAAGAGGCCGGCGAAGCUUCAUAUUCCCGUUGCUGCCUUGGGCUUUGGAGGGUCGGUGACUCCCAGAGAAGGGAAAAGAGAUGAAGUGGAAGAGGAAAGAGAAGGGUGUUACUCUGUUUAUUGUAAAAGAGGGAGAAGAGAAUUUAUGGAGGAUCGUUACUCUGCUGUCCUUGAUUUCCAAGGAGAUUCGAAACAGGCUAUCUUUGGUAUUUUUGAUGGACAUGGAGGCGCCAAAGCUGCUGAAUAUGCAGCAGGGAAUCUAGAUAAGAACAUUUUGGAGGAAUUGACGAAGAAUGGUGAACAUGAAAUUGCGGAUGCAGUCAAACGUGGUUAUUUGAAUACAGAUUCUGAGUUUCUAAAGGAAGAUGUCCGUGGUGGCUCAUGUUGUGUGACAGCUUUGAUACGAAAAGGAACUCUUAUUGUAUCAAAUGCUGGUGAUUGUCGAGCUGUGAUGAGCCAUGGAGGCCUAGCUGAGGCCCUCACAUCGGAUCACCGCCCCUCAAGGGAGGAUGAAAAGAACAGAAUUGAGACUCUGGGUGGCUAUGUUGAUUUGUGCCAUGGUCUAUGGAGAGUGCAGGGAUCUCUUGCUGUGUCUAGAGGCAUCGGUGAUCGCCACCUUAAACAGUGGGUAAUAGCUGAGCCAGAAACAACAAUCAUAAGAAUCAAACCCGAAUACGAGUUCCUAAUUCUAGCAUCUGAUGGCUUGUGGGAUAAGGUUAGUAACCAGGAAGCAGUUGAUAUUGCUCGCCAUUUUUGCAGAGACAUUGAUGUACCGGCACCGAUGUUAGCUUGCAAAAAGCUUGUAGACCUCUCUGUGUCUCGAGGUUCUGUUGAUGACAUUAGUGUGAUGCUGAUUCAAUUGAAUAGCUACAUUUGAUUUUUCCCCAUGACUACACAUGAUAGGAAAAUCCAACCAAUGCCCAGGCCGAUAGUAAUUUCUUCACUUUUUAGUACUCACCGGUGCUAUGUUUUGAGGCUGAAGGUGAAGGGGGGGUUGGUGAUGGGAUGUUAAGAGUACUCCAAUAUUUAACCACUCACAGCAGAAGAAGAGAGAAUUUGAUACUUACAUUCUUUUAUUGAUUUAUUCAUAGAGAUUCAUUGACCUUGAAAUGUAAAUAAUAAGUUGAUUAGAGAUGCUUAGAUUAUUUUUCCCCUUUAAUCAAAUAAUAUCAGCUUCAUUUUUUCCA
Mangifera indica (mango) is the source of this 1568-nucleotide messenger RNA. RefSeq names its product probable protein phosphatase 2C 25. Lineage: Eukaryota; Viridiplantae; Streptophyta; Magnoliopsida; Sapindales; Anacardiaceae. The record is from RefSeq and is a predicted model, not a curated record. Gene Ontology annotation, biological process: protein dephosphorylation. Gene Ontology annotation, molecular function: cation binding; protein serine/threonine phosphatase activity. Bases 149 to 1258 code for a protein of 369 amino acids. The transcript is spliced from 4 exons.